This is a messenger RNA of Naumovozyma castellii, 1041 nucleotides long. RefSeq names its product dolichyl-phosphate beta-glucosyltransferase (gene ALG5). The record is from RefSeq and is a predicted model, not a curated record. Lineage: Eukaryota; Fungi; Ascomycota; Saccharomycetes; Saccharomycetales; Saccharomycetaceae. The coding region runs from base 1 to 1041 and encodes 346 amino acids. The transcript has a single exon.
AUGUUUGACUCAAUUGUAAAUGGACUUUCCGCUUGGCAGGUAGUGGAUAAGCAGAAUUUAGCGGCAACAACUAUAAUAGGUUUUGCAUGUGCCCUUUAUCUGAUAAUCUACUUACUUUCUCACAAACCCAGACAACCACUUCCGGAAGAAUUGCAAUACCAAACCAUCAAUGCCUCGGGAAAGAUAAUCACUAGAACGUUGCCCACGUUAAUGGAAAUGAAAGAGAAGAAAUUAGAUAGUGAUGUCAUACUUUCUGUCGUCAUACCAAGUUAUAACGAGACGGCCAGGAUAAAAAGCAUGUUAAGUGAAUCAAUCAAAUAUUUAGAUGAAUCCAUACAUAAGAGAUGGGAGAUUUUAAUCGUGGAUGACGGAUCUAGUGAUGGUACUAGUGAAUAUUGUUUGAAAUUGGCACAUGAAAAAUUCCAUUUGCAUAACGGUGAAUUGAGGGUCUUGAAAUUCUUCCAAAAUAGAGGUAAAGGUGGUGCUGUUAGGGAGGGAAUGUUGCAUGUUCGUGGUAAAUACACAUUAUUUGCUGAUGCUGAUGGUGCCAGUAAAUUUAGUGAUGUGGAAAAAUUAAUGGCAUCUGUACAAAAUAUGGAAAGAAUUAAAGAAGGUACCAACACAUAUCCUGCCAUUGCAUUGGGAUCUCGUGCUCAUAUGGUUAAUACAGAGGCAGUCAUUAAGAGAUCAUUACUCAGAAAUUGUUUGAUGUAUGGGUUUCAUACUUUAGUUUACAUAUUUGGGAUUCAUUCAAUUAAAGAUACACAAUGUGGAUUUAAAUUGUUUAAUAGAGAAGCCAUUGAACAAAUUUUCCCAUAUUUGCAUACAGAAGGUUGGAUCUUUGAUGUGGAAAUUUUAAUCUUGGCGAUGAGGAAAAAUAUUGCAUUUAAGGAAAUACCAAUUUCAUGGCAUGAAGUUAGUGGUUCCAAGAUGGAUCUUGCUAUUGAUAGUAUUAUGAUGGCAAAGGAUUUGGUUGUUAUCAGAAUGGCAUAUUUAUUUGGAAUUUAUCAAGAUACUAGAGUAGUUACAAAAUUAGAUUAA